UGUGUGUCUUGUGAGCCGUUUGACACCGCCCCUCCGGAGGGUGCAGUUGGAGCGUCUGGGAGCCAACUAUCGGUUAGGUGUGCUGGGUGUAAACAAAUCUCUACAACCCCUCGAAAUGUGCGGAAAAAAACCCACUUUGACGGUUAAGCAUAGCUGUCCGCGCCACCGCUGCUAACGCUCACCAUGUAGCCCGACGCCUACGUUUCAACCCGGGGACGUUACGACGGUUGACUGUUGACUUUAGCCCGUGCUGUCACAGCCUCGGCCGGGUGGGAUCACAGGUAUUUUCCAUGCCGCGGUUGUCAUAAUGGUCGCCCGGUGAAUUGUCCAUCAAGCUAACACCUCGCUAACGGCUAGCAAACCGUAUGAGUCUGGCUGUUUCGGCACCGAGCAGCGCCGGUUGUUAGUUGUUAGCUAUACCGAUUUUCAGAGGGACGUGAACAUGGCAUCGCACGCUGACCACGAACUGGGUCUGUCUGAAGCGGACAGCAGCAAGGAGAAAGCUCAGGUGUUUGGGGUUUUGAGGCUGCAGGAGGAGAAAUCUGGUGCUGGGGAUAAAGCUAACAGUAGCAGCACCGUGAGAGGAGGAGGAGGAGGUGGUGGAGGAGACGGGCGAUGGCAGGCUCCUAUCUUCGCCUUGGCCAGGAAAGCAUCAGAGACCAUUUCAGGGAGCAUUCAUGUCCUGCCAAAAGUGUCGGAACACAGGACGUCUCUGCCCGGGGACUGGGCCGUGCAAGCCCUGCGGGACCCCAUGGCCAUGGAGCGAGCCAACCUGCUCAACAUGGCCAAGCUGAGCAUCAAAGGCCUGAUCGAGUCGGCUCUGAGCUUUGGACGGACGCUGGACUCAGACUACCCACCUCUCCAGCAGUUCUUUGUUGUAAUGGAGCACUGUCUCAAACACGGCCUCAGAGUGAAGAAGUCCUUUCUGGGCUUUAACAAGUCUCUGUGGGGUCCCCUGGAGCUGGUGGAGAAACUGUGUCCUGAAGCAGCAGAGAUCUCAGCCUCCGUACGAGACCUGCCUGGACUUAAGACUCCAUUAGGCAGGGCCAGAGCCUGGUUGCGUCUGGCUCUCAUGCAGAAACGGCUGGCCGACUACUUACGACUCCUCAUCACUAGAAAAGACCUGCUCAGUGAUUUCUACGAGAAUUCCGCUCUGAUGCUGGAGGAAGAGGGCGCGGUGAUCGUGGGCCUGCUGGUGGGCCUGAACGUCAUCGAUGCUAACCUGUGUGUUAAAGGCGAGGACCUGGACUCACAGGUCGGGGUGAUCGACUUCUCCAUGUACUUGAAGAAUGACAUUGAUGAUUACAGGAGUGAAGAGAGGAAUAGCCAGAUAGCAUCCAUCUUGGAUCAGAAGAACUAUGUUGAGGAACUGAACCGGCAACUUAACUCUACAGUUCAUGGUCUUCAGGGCAGAGUGGACUCUCUAGAGAAGUCCAACUCUAAACUCAUAGAGGAGUUGGCCAUUGCCAAGAACAACAUCAUCAAACUGCAGGAAGAAAAUCAGCAGCUGAGGAGUGAGAACAGCCUCAUUCUGCUGAAGGCACAACAACAAUUGGAGGUAACCCAAGGCGAUGUGUCAGUGGAGAGAGACACGUACAAACAGUCGCGUCAGGGAUUGGAUGAGAUGUACAAUGAGGCUCAGAGACAACUGAAGGAGGAGUGUCAGCUCAGACAGGAUGUGGAGAAUGAGCUGGUAGUCCAGGUGUCAAUGAAACAGGAAAUGGAGCUGGCCAUGAAACUUCUGGAGAAAGAUAUUCAUGAAAAACAGGACACGCUGAUCGGACUGAGACAUCAGCUGGAUGAAGUCAAAGCCAUCAAUGUAGAAAUGUACCAGAAGAUGCAGUCGUCUGAUGACGAGAUGAAGAAGAAAAACAACAUGAUCAGUCGUCUGGAGGAGAAGACCAAUCAGAUCACUGCCACCAUGAAGCAGCUGGAGCAAAGUGAUAAGGAUCUGCUAAGUCAGACCAGAACACUUGCUAUGUCAUUUGUUAAGUGUGCAAGCACAGACACAGAGCACCAGUACAAGCUAGUCAAGGACAUCUCCUUCUGAGGACGGACGCGCACGUACACACGCACACGCUGACACAUGAUUGCUUUUGACAGAAUGAAAAAAAAAAAAAAGACUUAACUUAAAGGAACAUUCCUGUUUUUUUGCACACAAUAUUCAGAUGGUUUUUACAGCGCAGAGAGCAGCCACAGGGUCAGGUGAGACUGGACUGCACGGUUUGGUGCUUUAGUUACUGAAACAUGAUCAUCAUCAGCAGAGUGCUGGGAUUCACAAAGACCACUGCAACAUGUUUCAUGAUCUGUAGUUUAAAUCCUUUGUAGACAACUUUGCUGGGUUUGUGCUCAAUGAAGAAAAUGUUUCCUCUGAAUGUUCUGGUUCAGCUGGUCAGUGAACUAUCUGAAUAUAACCAGUUAUACUUUAAUAGAUACUGAAGAAACAUUUUUGAAUUAAUCAUACACUACAUUAUCUAUUCACUCACACAAACCCAAACAUACAUAUGCUACUAGGACUAAUGUUCUUGUCUCCAGUAGUCAGUUUAUAUGCAGUAACAUUGACAGUAAGAUAGUCGUUAUCGUUUACAUUGAGUUAGAAUGAGUAGAGCAUAGCGGGCUCUCCCGCUCCUAUCACUAAGAGGUUUUAUUUGGCAACAAACAGAGCCACAAGUUAACAGUCACUGUAGCAUUUGGGGACUGUAUGACAAUUACUGACGUAGAGAGGGUGGGGUUUAACAACCAGUCAAAUUUUUUUUAAAAAGCCUUUCCCAGCAUUAUCGAUAUUUAAGAGACAGAUUGCAACACCUGCCCCAAUCUGCUAAUAUCAAAAAUAAUUAAAGGUGCAAAAGAAUGUGCACAGAAACGGUUCACCCCAAAAUGUUAAUUCAGUCAUUUUGUACUCGCUCAUAUGCUGAUGGAAAGUCUGGUGAAGUUUUGUGGUCCACAAGACACUUCUGGAGCUUCGCAGCAAAACAGAGUUGCAGCGUUCUCCUAAACAACUGAAGUAGAUGUUAACUUUUAAAAGAAAAAAAAGCCAAACAAAAUGGCUCCAUACAGCUCAUAUGGCACAAUAAAAUUCUCUGGAUGCCCCGAGAUCCUAAAUUGAUUUAAAAAGAUUUUAUUGACACCCUUCAUGUGUGGUUAAGCUUAUGUACGUACUUCACAUGGUAUGUGCGCUAAAACUGGACACCUACAGUGAGGAUUUCAUCCUUUAAAGGGUGUAGAUAAAAUCUGUUCAAAUCAAUUUGGGAUCUCAGGGCUUCUGGAGGCCCGCAUUACACCAGAUGAGAUGUAUGCCAUUUAAUGUUCAAUGUUUUUUUCCCACUGUUUUUUAAUGUUUUAAAUCAAGCCCCCAUCUACUGAAUGCUGUAAUGCUGUUUUGCUGUGAAGCUCCAGAAAUGGUUUUUGGACUUUAGAUCUUCACCAGACUUCCCAUCAGCAUUGGGGUGAGAAGAUGAUGACUGAAUUUUCAGUUUUUGGGUGAACAGGUCCUUUGAUAUGUUUGUAUUCACAUAGUUAUCAAUUUGCACAAUAGUGGAAUCAACUAUUGUCCAGAUCUAUGGCAAGCAUAAGGACUCUUCUUGUUUACCAAAUAUUCUAGUCUUUCUUUAUUUGUUGAACCAAAACCAGUCACUGACUACAAGUUCUGCUUUCUGUUGAAAUGCAGAAUAAGAAACAGGUUGGACUUGCCUAUGGACAGUGACAAUUGACACACUCCACAGAGUUAAAGUUCACUCAGUAAUUUUCAUACAGUCCCUCAGUGCAUUCAUGUAGAGAUUGUUGUGUAACUUGUGAUUCUCAGCUGCUCAGGACUUUAACGUGAGCAGGAACAUGAAAGCUGUCACAGCCUAGACAAACUGAUUCCUACAGCUGAGUCUGCGUCUCAUCACAGUCAGUCAGCGGCGAUCGCUGCAGAUGUUUGCCAUCAGACAGGAGUUUGCUUGUGCAGCCCCCAGCUUUUGAUUUGGUCCCAGUUUGCGCCGCAUGCACUGCACCUGCUGACCUGCUUCUGACUGGCUGUGAUGGCUUGUUCCCCGCUGACUCACCACACACACUAGUUUACUCUAGUGAGCAGUGAAUGGAGAUUUUGGACCCAAGUGUACAUUUCAGAUGUUUUGUAAUUGUUGAGGGCACUAUACAGUGGAUACGUUUAUCCGCUUCGAAUUCGAACAUCCGAAUACAUUUGAUCAAGGGUAAAUAAAGUGCGCUCAACAGUAAAAAGGUAGUGAUUUUGGACACAGCCCGUCUCCCUCUUGCACUUCGUCCUCCUGAAGAUUCACCUUAACUACAAAAUUGUAAAGUUGAGUCCAGACAGCUCAGUGCAACCAGCAGCUUUAUCUCAAUUCAUCUGAUUUGCUCCUGUAAAACAGACAGAACUGAGCCAAGUGUCAAUAACUGUAGUUACAUGGCUGUAAACCACCAGAGCUUCUGCCAAGAAAACGUAAAUGUGUUGUUGUGUCCCGUCUUGGCAUAUUUAUUGACUUUUGUGAUAGAUGAGGAAGUAAUCCUUCUACCUAUUCUAACUCCAUGUUCAUAGUACUGUAACUCCUCUCAGUUUGUAGACGAAUAAUCACUCAGUACAGCUGUUGAAAAACUCACAACUACUGUCUUUUACCACCGUGAUCAAUAAAGUUAGAUGUUUUGAAAGUGUC
Molecule: messenger RNA, 4652 nt
Organism: Acanthopagrus latus (yellowfin seabream)
Lineage: Eukaryota; Metazoa; Chordata; Actinopteri; Spariformes; Sparidae
Gene: rufy2
Product: RUN and FYVE domain containing 2
Exons: 14
Coding region: 443-2050 (535 amino acids)
Cellular component (GO): cytoplasm
Molecular function (GO): metal ion binding
Source: RefSeq, a predicted model, not a curated record